Molecule: messenger RNA, 678 nt
Organism: Thecamonas trahens ATCC 50062
Lineage: Eukaryota; Apusomonadida; Apusomonadidae
Product: 50S ribosomal protein L1
Exons: 1
Coding region: 1-678 (225 amino acids)
Biological process (GO): translation
Cellular component (GO): large ribosomal subunit
Molecular function (GO): structural constituent of ribosome; RNA binding
Source: RefSeq, a predicted model, not a curated record
AUGGCCAUUGUGGCGUGGACGGAGGACAGCAAGAUCCCGAGCGAACACCUGGCCGACUGCGUCGCCAAGGUCCUCAAGUACGCCAACGAGACCAAGAAGCGUAACUUCCUCGAGACUAUCGAGCUCCAGAUUGGGCUCAAGAACUACGACACCCGCAAGGACAAGCGUUUCAAGGGCUCCCUUAAGCUGCCGGUCGAGGUCAAGCCGAAGAUGACCGUGUGCGUCCUCGGUAACGUGACCCACUGCGACCAGGCUGCUGAGCUCGGCCUUGACUCGAUCAACCUUGACACGCUCAAGACCUUCAAGCGUGACAAGAAGCGCGUCAAGGCGCUCGCCGCCAAGUACGAUGCCUUCCUGGCUUCGGACAACCUCAUCAAGCAGAUUCCCCGUCUGCUCGGCCCCGGUCUCUCCAAGGCCGGUAAGUUCCCCGGCAUUGUGUCGAACAACGACGUCCUCGCCGACAAGGUGGCUGAGCUCCGCUCGACCGUCACCUUCCAGCUGAAGAAGGUCAUGUGCCUCGGCACUGCCAUCGGCGAUGUCUCCAUGACUGCCGAGCAGCUCGAGACCAACCUCAACAUGGCGAUCAACUACCUUGUUUCGCUGCUCAAGAAGAACUGGCAGAACGUCAAGUCGCUGCACAUCAAGUCCACCAUGGGCCCGUCGCAGCAGCUCUACUAA